GACCGCCUUGUCGUUCCAAUUCACAAAUCGCAACACGCGAGGAUCCUCCUCACUCUUUCUCAGUUCGUCACGCAAAUGGAACUCAAUCGAUCGGAAUAAGCAUGGAAGAGGGGAUAUUUUUCUUGUAUUCGUCCUUAGGGUUCCAUAAAAUUGAGAAGGAUUUCAGUUGAAUUCUCUGAGAUCACUCACUCGCUACAGCUGAAACUUUCAUUGAUCGAUGGACUCUUCUGUCUCGAACCGGUUCGAUAUUUUUGAGAUUUACAGGAGAUACUGCGAUAUUACAUCAGGAAAUGAACACGCGGGCUCAAGGGAGGCACUGGCUCAGCUAUUGGAAGUGGUGCAAUCUAGGGUGCAGAAAAGUGGCAGGAUUAUUAUUUAUGAUGACCUCUCCGGGCUCAUGUUGCGGCUAAACUUCAUGGUAGAUUCGUGUGAGUUCACACGCUUCUAUGAUUUUGUGUUUUUUGUGUGUCGUGAAAAUGCCCAGAAGAAUAUCACUGUAAGCCAUGCCAUAGCUGCUUGGAAGUUAGUUUUGGAUGGAAGAUUUCGAUUACUAAAACAAUGGUGUGAGUUUGUUGAGAAAAAUCAAAGGCAUAAUAUCUCUGAAGAUACUUGGCAGCAAGUUCUAGCCUUCAGCCGAUGUGUACAUGAAGAUCUUGAAGGUUAUGAUCCUAAAGGUGCUUGGCCUGUCCUUAUCGAUGACUUUGUUGAACAUAUGUACAGAAUCACACCGUCAAACGGUUGCUGCUCUCUUAGGCUUGGUUGUAACUGUGGUGAACUGGAAGUUCAGCCGUGCAUCUCUGAUGAUUCUUUACAUGGUCUUAAAGUUUUUGCAGGGGCAAAGAGGAAGUCAUUUAUGGAAUUUGACAAGGAAGAUGUAUCAAAAUAUCUCUGCUUGAACUCUUCAAAUUUGAAGCAUUCAUUGAAUUCUAAGAGAAGUAGGACUUCUUACGUAGAUCCGCCAGCAAAUGAUGCAGAGGAUUGCAUGGAAAUUGUUAAGAAUAAUAGUAGCCCACUGGGUUCAUCGAGCAACUCUCAGUGUGCGGUUGAAGGUAGCUUGUCAAAGGGCUUUGCAGGACUCCUGUCGACGGGAUCUUGUUUGCAGUUUUGAUCAGGAAAGGAGUGUGUUCUAUUACAUAGUUGCAUGUCUUUAACCUAAAUAUAUCAGCUGAGCGAGUGUUGAUUUAUAUGUUCUCUAUACAUGGUUGGGUUUCGUUGUUGAGGAGUAAUAGGAUUUUUAUGUUCAAUCUUUUGUUAUAUUUUUGUAGUCAAUUAAAAACGGUGAUUUGAUUCGUUUUUCA
Macadamia integrifolia is the source of this 1298-nucleotide messenger RNA. Its product is annotated as defective in cullin neddylation protein AAR3-like. The coding region runs from base 218 to 1108 and encodes 296 amino acids. The transcript has 9 exons. NCBI's taxonomy places the organism in Eukaryota, Viridiplantae, Streptophyta, Magnoliopsida, Proteales, Proteaceae. The record is from RefSeq and is a predicted model, not a curated record. Gene Ontology annotation, cellular component: ubiquitin ligase complex. Gene Ontology annotation, biological process: protein neddylation; positive regulation of ubiquitin-protein transferase activity. Gene Ontology annotation, molecular function: ubiquitin-like protein binding; cullin family protein binding; ubiquitin conjugating enzyme binding.